Hirundo rustica (Barn swallow) is the source of this 10330-nucleotide messenger RNA. RefSeq names its product Rho GTPase activating protein 22 (gene ARHGAP22). Gene Ontology annotation, molecular function: GTPase activator activity. The record is from RefSeq and is a predicted model, not a curated record. The coding region runs from base 226 to 2337 and encodes 703 amino acids. The transcript has 12 exons. Gene Ontology annotation, cellular component: focal adhesion. Gene Ontology annotation, biological process: signal transduction; activation of GTPase activity. NCBI's taxonomy places the organism in Eukaryota, Metazoa, Chordata, Aves, Passeriformes, Hirundinidae.
CGGCGAUGCGCGGGGCGGCGGCCGGGCGCUGAGGCUGCGGGCAGCGCCCAGCCGGGAGCAUGCUGAGCCCCAAGAUCCGGCAGGCCAGGAGAGGGCUGGAUGCAGGAGGUGGAGAUAUUCGUUCUGUGAGCUGUGGGCAAGACAAAAGGAAGAAAGAAAAACCUGCCCUGCGUUUGCAACAGAUGCUUUGAGCAGUCACUCGGAGCCCGGUCAAGGAGUUUGGUGAUGGGUGAACAGAUUGGGCCUCCCUCCAGACCAUCUUCUCCAAAUCCUCAGGAGCGUGUGCUCAAGUGUGGCUGGCUGAAGAAACAAAGGAGCAUUAUGAAGAAUUGGCAGCAGCGGUGGUUUGUGCUGCGUGGGGAUCAGCUCUUCUAUUAUAAGGAUGAAGAGGAAACUAAACCUCAGGGUUUGAUACUACUGCAAGGCAGUCAGGUGAACGAGCUGCCACCUAAUCCUGAUGAACCAGGGAAACAUCUCUUUGAAAUUACCCCAGGUGGUGCAGGGGACCGGGAAAAGAUGCCUGUCAAUCAUGAGGCUUUCCUGCUCAUGGCUAAUUCCCAGAAUGAAAUGGAAGAUUGGGUGAAAGCCAUCCGACGGGUUAUAUGGGCUCCAUUUGGUGGAGGUAUUGCAAAUAGCUCACAUGCACAUAAAUUAAAACAUUUGCCUCAAGGGAUCUUUGGACAGCGCUUGGAGGACACCGUACAGUACGAGCGGAAGUAUGGCCAGCGCUUGGCCCCGCUGCUGGUGGAACAGUGUGUGGAUUUUAUUCGGGAGCGAGGUCUUACAGAGGAGGGGCUCUUUCGGAUGCCUGGGCAAGCCAACCUUGUCAAGGACCUACAGGAUUCUUUUGAUUGCGGAGAGAAACCCCUUUUUGACAGCAACACAGAUGUUCACACUGUGGCGUCCCUCCUGAAGCUUUACCUUCGAGAGCUGCCAGAGCCUGUCAUCCCCUUUGCCAAAUACGAAGACUUUCUUUCUUGUGGACAGCUACUCUCAAAAGAUGAGGGAGAGGGUACCCAGGAACUGGUUAAACAGGUGAAGAAUUUGCCCCAAGCCAACUACAACCUCCUCAAAUACAUAUGCAAGUUCCUUGAUGAAGUUCAGGCUCACUCCAGCAUUAACAAGAUGAGUGUCCAGAACCUAGCUACAGUAUUUGGUCCAAACAUACUGCGGCCCAAAAUGGAGGAUCCCGUGACCAUGAUGGAAGGCACCUCGCUGGUUCAGCACCUGAUGACAGUACUGAUAAGUGAACAGGGGCGGAUCUUUGCUGUUCCUCAGGCGGAUGUGCCAGGGAGCCAGCUGGAAAUCAGACCUGUGCGCCAGCGCAGCACCGUCGAGUGGAUCUCCGAGGAGGAUGGGGACGACAGCAGGUCACAGAACAGCGCUGCCAGCCCCGCUGAUUUGCCUUCUGCCAAUGCUGUGGCUCUAGAGGCCACUCCAGGACCUGCAGUGAAAAUCACUCCUCCAGAGCACAGUGGCAAAUCGACUCAGCCGGCCACAAGUCCCAGUAAAAGAGUGCAGACGCUGCCUCCAUGGAAAUACUCCUUUCGCCAGCAGGGAGCACGGUCUGUGAGUCCAAAGCUGGGCAGCUCAUCCUUAGAUAUCCCCAACCUCUCCUCCAGCGGGAACUGGUUGAUGAACGGCUUGUACUCCCUCCGAGGCCAUCGCCGGACAGCCUCUGGGGAACGAGUGAAAGACUCGUGUUCCUCCCAGAGACUCUCCACUUAUGACAAUGUCCCUUCAUCCAGCCUGUCCCUCAGCACACACAGCAUGGCCAGCACCACCUGGUCUACGUCAUCCUGUGAGAUCUCCGUGAUGGACUCUGUGAGCAGCUGCCCAGCCUGCCGGGCCAGCGACUCUUCUACUUUAAGCUCCCUAAAAACCGAGUGGGUAACUCAAGGCUCGCUGUCUCAGAGUGAGGUCAAGACAGCAGAUCUGGAGAACAGCAUGGACAGGUUUGAAGCCUGCAGCAGCAGCAGCGAACAGAGUGACCCAGCUGCAGCUUCCCGAGACUCUGUCCAAUGCUCCAGGGCCUUACAGAGCUUGGUGGUGGAGUUAAAGACAGAACUGAGCAAACAGAGGACUGAGUAUGAGACUAGUAUCAAAAGAAUUGAAGAAACAAGUGCAGACCUGAGGAACCAAGUGGUUAGGUUAGAAGAAGAACUGGACCAAGAACGAAAGAAAUACACAAUGCUGGAGAUAAAGCUGAGGAAUUCUGAGCGCGCUCGUGAAGAUGCUGAGAAGAGAAAUUACCUCCUGCAGAAAGAAAUGGAAGAAUUUUUUUCAACACUAGGAUGUUUAACUGUUGGGAAUCAAAGUACUAAAGUCCUCAAGUAAAACAAGUAUAGAAAAUCCUGUUCCUCACAAAAUGAGUGAAAAUGCAUAUUUUGUUCUGGUGUACUCAUGUAUCAUGAGUAAUGCUAUAGUGAUUGUGCUCUCAGUGACACUUGCCCUGUUGUCUUUACAUGUGCUAUAGUAUUUGGGCCAGCUGGGAAAGACUGCUGACCACAAAGCUUUUGAAAAUUUAGUGUCAGAUUGCCAAGAAAGAGUGGGCUCCCUCUGUAUCCACAGAACAUGGGAUAAUCUUCUCCAGAGCAUCCUCAUGCCAUCUUUGGACUCAACUACACCAUCCUUUUGCUGGCUCAAGGACAGUGGAAGGUCCUGCAGGGUGCAUGGAUGGCCAGAACCAAUAAAUCUGAGCCUGGAGCUGAGGGAUUCCUGCACUUGUGUUUGGGAAAGGUGGCAGUUCCAGGCUGUCACCACAGCCCGGAGGUUCGUCAGAUGGAUUUAAUGAGGUGGUUUUCACCCCACUCCCUCCAUACAGUUUGUUCAAAUUUCUCAUUCCUAGAGUGGUAUUAUUUUAUGAAAAAUACUGUGAAAACAAGGUCUGCAAACACACUGAAGAGAUCAAAAUCUUGACAAUUCACUAAAAUUGUCCCUUACCCACCAAAUGGUUUCAGUGUUUCACAAAAAUGCAGAUUGAAAUUAAACUGUGAUUAAUAAUCAGAUUGGCUACAUAUACUCUGUGGAACGUUAAAUAUGCACAUUUUGCCCUAGGUAUCUGAGGUUUUUCUGAGCCAAAAGCAGAGCAGUAUUAGCUGCAAGGAAAAAAAAAAAAAAAAUCUCCUGAGUCGAUACAUGCAUUAAGGUAGAAGAUGGAAGAUUCUUAUCAUCAAAACACAUCCAAACUCUAAUAGCAAAACUUAUGUUCUUACAGGGAGAUGAGGGGACAGGAAGAAUACUGCAAACAACCCAUCAUCCCAAGUUCCUUACUUCUGCUAAGGAAAAAUCAUUAGAAUGAAGCUGUAAGUUCUGGUAAUUUGCUGCCAGGGCUUACUUUCCUUCCAAGUGAUUUCAAGAAGUUCUGCAUAGCAUUUGUAACACCCUGAGCCAUGCAGAGCUUGCACACAGAAAAUUGUUUCACUAGAUUGAAUUCCACCUGUGAGCCCAGCACUAUUCACUCUGUCUUUGACAUCCUGAGGUGUAGCUUGGGAGUCUCUCAAGAGAAAGAAUUUUAAGAAAAAAGUGCCACAACAACCUGAACUGGCUAAAGGGAAAGUAUAGACUGUAACAAAGAAGACUGCUUUAUUUUAAAUAUUUUGAAAAAGUGCCCUGAAUCUAAUUUCUUACUAGAGAAUACUAUGAAUAACUGUUUGGAAAUUACCUUAGAAUGGGUUUUCUACAUACUGGGAGCCAGUCAAUACUGAAAGCUAUACUUUCUCCUCAUCAUCUCACAGGUAUCUUGGUAUUUCAAUAUUUAAAACAUCUGGGAGUUAAUUUGUUUCUUCUGUACUGUAACACUUCUCCUUCCUAUAGAAAUGUAAAAAAAUAUAAACAAUUUAAAGCGAGCAAAACGUAGAAUUUUAACUUAAUCUUUCCUGGAUAAGAAACAUCAAGCAAGGUGGUACAGUAAGUCAUGUGGAUAGGUUCAUUCAGUUAUUUCAAAACAUUUUUCCUACUUCCCAGGCUCUCCAGAUGCCCUGGAUUCCUUACUGCCCGUGGCAUGAAGCAGGUACCUGCAUGCUCAGCAGCAGCUGCCUGCCACCUGCAGGCAUGAGCAUUAUCCCCAUCUUUUUUUACCACGUCUGCUUUGGAUUCAUUGCCAAUGAUCACAAGUGAUUCUUUAAGGAAUAAGAUGGCUAUUUAAAACAGCAACAUCAAAUGCAUAAUGUGAGAGAGAAGCAGUAACAGUGACUGAGCUGGAAGAGCACAGUGUGGCAGGUAGCUGGAGGAUAUCAGGUCAGUCAUCACAAAAUAAACCUUAAUACGGAAGUGGUCUGAACGAGGCUGUAAGUAGAACACCAGGACUGAUAAAAAGCAACAUUCAAUCCAAGUACUAGUACCAAGCAGGGUAUUUUAAUGCCUUCUUUUACUUCUACCCAAAACAUAGAAGCCUGUCACUGUAUCCAUCCUGACAGCCCACAUCGCCCUUACUAUUCACAUUGCAUUAUCUCCUGUAUGUAUCGAGUGCACACUGCUCCCUUUAAUUCACACUACAAACUCAAGAACUGCUAACUGGGAGACUAAAUACACCAGACAAGCAGUGAACAGGACUGCUGGUUAACUCCCUAAAGUAUUUACCCUUAGGUAACUGCUAACAUUGCAAACCCACCUAUCCCAAACCUGCACAUCCAGGACAGGAUCCUGAGAUCUACAGCACUACAUAAUCUGGUAUCCAUGAUAAAAUUCAUUCUUUUUAAUAUACAAAGAAACUCUAUCCACUCAAAAUGAGGAGUGAAAUAAACCAGUUCCACACUGGCUGUUGUGCUCCAGUAACAUCUAUGGCUCUUGUUCAUGAGGAAUAAAUUUCAGCUGCUUUUGAAGAUGAGCUAAUGCAGUAAAUAAAUCUGGCAAGAAGCUGCAAACAACCCAGUUCACACUAAAAUGCACUACAGUGGGAUGUUAACAUUAAGUGUGGCAACACAAUGAUAAUGCUAAAUUCCCGAUACGGGCAAUUACGCAAGAAAUGAGAUCCACUAGUACACAGCUUCAAAGAACACUAUGCCCUUAUGUGAGGAAGAUGCUACACCCUUUCCUAGCUUUAACUCCUGUUUCCAUAUUCUUCUGCACCAAUGCAUUUCCCCAUAGCAAACACUGGAGACUACUCCUUAUUUUGCAGACCUUUCACUCAUUACAGUCCCUGUUCUAAAUGUCAGCUUUCUUAGCAAGUAUAUUUUACAAGAUAUAGGUUUGGUUAUUAAUUAAACAUGACAGAAGGUUCCUAGAACAGAAAAAUUUUUACCACAGCUUCAUCUGUGCCAUCUUCCCAGCCUGGAAUAUCCCUUCCAGUAUUAUGCAGGCAAACUCCCCCCCCAAAAAACUAAACAGUAAAAUCUUUUAAGUGGAAAAAAACCCCAAAACAUACAAUCAUGUGCUUUAAAAAAAAGCAAAACAACACCACUUCAGAAUAACGAAGAAUAUUUUGGUAGGCCAUAGCAUUUCUAACACAAAAAGGAAAAUUAACAGGAACAACUUAAUGACGCAUCUACAUUCACAAGAGUUCCGCUGAAGCCACCAACAUUAUGGAAUGUUUCAGUCCUGAGCCACCAGGCAAAUCCUGGGCAGAGCUACAGCUCUCUCUGGCCUUCCUCUGUAACAACCUAUCACUGAAAACAGGCUGUACCUUAUGCUGACAUAUGCAAAUAAAGAAGAGCAUUUCUGAGUCCCACCACAUGUCUAGAAGAGCAUCCCACAAACAGCUGGCUGCACUGCGGUCACAGCGCCUUUCCCUUGAAACUGAACACAAAGGCACCAGCAGCACAGCUCAAGGGCAGCUGCAGUUGUUAAGGAAGCACCAAAACCCUGCUGGAAGUGAAGGCAAUGAAAUGCACUGUGUUGGGACUUACCUGUGGGAGAAGUGCCAGUGCUGUGAGUGGUCCUGGCAUCCAGGUCAGCUCUCCAGAAGUUGGAUCCUUCAGGCUUCUCCAAGAUGCAGUUUUGAGAGAUUCUGCCAUCCAUGAGGCUGCCCAUGGCUUACCUCCGUCAGCAGCACAAGCUCUCAGCAGCUGCAUUUCCAAGAAUGAAGGUGGCCAGAGCUGGCAGCAAGGAAGCAAGAAUGGAUUUCCACUGGUCGCCAAGACACUGAACGUGUGGCUGUUAACAGAGUGUGGCACAUCCAAAGUCCAUGGGAAUGGAGAAACGGAAAAAACACGUCACUUUACCCACAAGUGAGCUCACACACAAGACAGGACACUACCAUUAAAAAACAGAUGAAUUCUCAGGAAGGACUCACAAGUAGUUAGAUUUGAAGUGCAGCCCUAUUAUGCAAGCCACGUGAAACUCAUCAGAGCCUGGCAAUGAAGAAACACUAAUGCAUUGUGGUCAAACUUUUUUUUUUUUCCUUUUUUAUUUAAAAUAUCAUUAUAACCAACUGACAUACUAGAUAACAAUGUAUACAUUCCAGUGGUGCACAUGUAAUGGCAUGAAUGAGUUAAAAAAAACCCACAAUGUUCUCAGUAAUGCCCACCAACAGCUUAUUUGGAGGGAAAAAAGGAAAAGCAGGAAAAGGUAUUAAACGUGGGGAAGAAAAAAUUAGCUUUCCCCAGUAUUUUUAAUGGUGUAUCUUCCCCUUCAUAUUUCUUGGGACAUAAUAAAAUUAAGAAUAUACUUCAAAAAGGGCAGAAGGAAUGAUCACAAUAACUGGGGUGGGAAUUUUUUUUCUCAACUUUAGUAAUAAAAGUUAAAGAACUCUCAAAAAUAGACUAGAUAUUGGGCCUACAAAAGUAAUUCAUCUGUAUGCAAAGCUUACCAAGAAUUAUUCCUUUUGUAAAAUGUAAAGGAUGAGCUGACAUUACUAGUAAGCUAUUUUUACCCUACAAAACCAGACUACAAUAAUAAAAUCACCAAAUUACAGCUAACACAAUAAUCUAGAUGUACAUUACUGUACACAGGCUAUAUAUUACACAUGAACAUCUUACGUGAAAUAGAUAAGAAACAUACUGAUAUUGUCUCAACAUUGGCCAAUAGGUUUGUUUUUUAAAGGAGGUGUAUUUUCUAUUCACAUUCAGUGUAGUUCCAAUAGCAAGGGUUAGCUUUGCUUACUUAAGAAACAUAGAAAGUUUGUGUGAGGUAGUUCAAGAAAACCUAGCUUAAAUUUUGAACUGCAGAAGUAGAAACACAGUGUGAUCUGAUUCUUAACACAUUUCUGUGACACAGACAUACAAAGAGAAGGGAGUGAGAGAGACCAUUUAAAAUACAACUUUUAUCCAGUGCCCUUAACUAAGAAUAAAUUAAAUUAAUUGAAAAUUUGGGUAGGCAGUACAGUCUUAUCACACUGAUGCAAUAAAAACCUCUUUCCAAUCCUAUUGUAAAAUACAAGACAAGCUCUCCUUCAUCAACUGCACCAAACCACUGACAGGAAAAUAAAAUGUAACAGCAUGGACAAGCUGCUGCCAACAGCAAAUAAGAACAGAUCUAGAAACAAAUCCACUGCCUUCAGUAACUUGAAAGUGUAAGACCAAGUAUAAGCUGAACCUUCUUCUCCCUUUUUGUCAUAAUCUUUAUCAAGGAACAUUUGCUGUCAUACACUAUGGAUUACUGGCUGGGUAGGACAUCCUCCUGUAGGGGGUUUCUGACAUUUUUCUUCACACACUGCUGAGCUGAAUGCUCCAUCCAUCCAUCCAUCCAUCCAUCCAUCCGCUCCCCCGGAGCCCCGGCCCAGGUGCUCAGUGCUGGCCCCACCAAGCCCAGGCAGCAGGGCCCAAGUGGCACAGCUCGUGCUGGGGACACGGGACACCCCAGCACACCGCUGCUGCCGAUGCCGGUCCAGCUGGAACUCCUGCCCAGAAAGAUGCUGCUUGCAUCUCACAUUGUAAAAGGUCUUCAAAGCUAAAAGCCAAGCUUUGCCAAGCUUGGGCAGGGCAAAGGGCCAGGUCUGCUCAGCUGAGCAGUGACCCAGGGCUGAGCGUGCUCCAGCAGGGAGUUGUGCUUGGGCAGCACAGCUGCUCACACACAUGAACACAUCAGCUCCGACCCACUGUCUUGCAUCAACAAAACACUUCCCAGCACAGCAUCCCAGUACACCCUAAGGGUACUAAUUCCCCCUCAUCUCUACUUCAAAUUCUUGAACAACUUACUUCUGACAAAGGAAGUAGUUUACCCUUGCUGCAUGCCACAGCUCUUCCCAGAGAAGGCAGAAAUCAAUCCCGCUAUUACUGCCCAACUUUGAACCUCACCUGAGGUAAGAGAUCAGACAGCUCAUAGUAAUUCAAUUCAUAUCAACUCCCAGUGGAUUGGAAUGGCCUUAGAAAGUUGCAUGCACUUUAGUGAAGCCUGUUGUCUUGAGAAGAUUCCAAACCAAAGCCUAAAAUAAAACUUAACAAUACUUUAAAACUCUACAGUGUAUUGGACAGCACAUAACCUAACAAUAGACAAAGACAGCUGAAUUCCAGUUACCCAUUUGUUUGCUAUCUGUGGCAGUGUACAUCUAUCUGAAAAAAAAAAUAUAUUUCAACAAAUAAAAAGGGAAGUUAAGACUAGGAUGCUGUUGUGAUAAUCUGAUUACUAAAUAUAACUUUGUCUUUGAAAUUUGCCAUCACUUUAAUUUGCCUAAAAUGCAUGCAACUGAAAAAAAAGAAAAAGCAACAGACCUGUGAAGAUGGUGCCAAAAGUGAACUCUUGAUUUCCACAGGCAAAGCUCUGACCCUACUGAAACAAUCCCUUUAAGCACAGCUUGUUCACACGGCAAUGGGCUGCAGCGGGCAGUUCCACACAUUCACCAGCCUUGCCUUGAAAGAAGAGAAGCUCCAUUCUCCUCAGAGCUUAUGAGCUCAGUUCAGUUACUAUGUAUUUAGGACACUGGUAAGUGACAGCAAAAAAAUAUUUUUAAGUUUCAAAACAUUUCAAUCAUCAUUGAAAUCCAGUGGGGUCUAAAAUAAAUUUAAAUAGGAACUAUAUUUACCAAUUUGUUUUUAACAGCAUUGAGAGGCAUCAGAAGCUACUUUUGUCAGUCUUAACUUCAUUACACUGUGCUGACCACACUAUCAUUUGACCCUAUAUGACAACGUACUGUUGUUUGACCAAAAAUUUUGGCUUAAUUCACAGCUUCAACUUUGAUUAAAAAAUUACAAAAUAGACUGUUCUGUUGGUCUCUGUUCAAUGUUUUCUACAUUCCAGUGCUAGAUGAAUCCAAACUUGUCCUGCCUAUUCUGGGGUAAUAUACAGUUCGGCAGGAUCCUGCAAAAAUAAUUGCCUUAACAAAUGUGGCUUAGGAAGCAAUACUGAAACAUUAGAUACAAGUGAGGAAAGUAAAAUCACACACACAGCACUUACCAGCACUCUAACCAGGCCAGGAAAUCAACUGUGCAGUUUAUCAAUUUAGUUAUCUUUGAGACAUUACCAUUCCUUGCAACGCUGCAGGUUUUUUAAAAACACGUUAGAUAUUGACAUUACUAUCACUUCUGUUUUUCUGAAACUUAAUGCAAAGACAAAUUUUCCUCUUUCAGUUAAAACUUCAAAAAUAUGCUUAUUUAACCCAACAAGCAGAAGGAACCACACUGAAGACCACCAAUAACUCCUGGAUGACCUCUGUAGGCAGUUACAUUAUUUGCUUAUGCUCAGCGCCUGGCAAGACUUCUGUAUCUUUUAUGCCCAUUUUUUUGAGCUUUACUAAUUUAAAUUCCUCUUCACAUUCUAAUUCACUACACAAAAUAUGCAUCUACACAAGGCAAUUAAUUAUACAGCCUAGCUUCACUAAAAAUCUGCAUUUUCCAAAGAAAUAAAUUCUGAAUGAUUGUUUAACUCAUACAUAAACUUAAGUCAGUUAUACAUAAAUCAUUCUGUAAAUAUAAAAUGUAAACAGUUAAAAUACUUCUGUGAGGAGCAGCACCAUCUUACAUGACUAUUUAGUAGCUGUUCUAUAUAUCUCAAUAUAUCUUUUGUUUAAAAAGUGUAUUGAACCCUGAAGCUUCGUUGAUGAAAACUACUGAAUAUUUAUGACUUAAAAUGAACCACUGCUAAGAUUUCUGCUACACUGAUCUCAUGGUGAAAUGAAAGAGAUAAAUAUUAAUUUAUACAGCACUACUUCUCCCUCCUUUGGAUGGCAUAUAUUGCUCAAUUACUGCAUUAGCUACAGAAAUCCUGAGGUUCUCCUACCACUUCAUGGUUUUCAGCAAUCAGUGAGUUUUGGUGGAGAAAGAGUAGCUGAAGUUUUGCCCCUAUUGCAUCCAUGUCAUUCCCUCUCUGACCCAAAAAGCACUCAAAAAGCACUUGCCUCAGCAGACAAAACUAGUAAGAACCAGAACUCGCAAGAAUCACAUCUCACAUGAAAGUAUAGCUACAGCAUAUUCAUUUUGCCCUCUUGUCAGUCUAAACAUCCUGGAUACACUUCAUU